This is a messenger RNA of Anopheles bellator, 3310 nucleotides long. Its product is annotated as oocyte zinc finger protein XlCOF28-like. Bases 87 to 2171 code for a protein of 694 amino acids. The record is from RefSeq and is a predicted model, not a curated record. The transcript has 3 exons. Lineage: Eukaryota; Metazoa; Arthropoda; Insecta; Diptera; Culicidae.
AUGUGCCGUCGGGGGGAUCACUAAUCACAAACACCGUCGGGGGGAUCACUAAUUUCGCUUAAGUUUCCUGAACCUUGUUGCUCCCGAUGAAUUAUAAUGCGUACGAAAACAAACUGUAUGCCGUAUCGCAACCGAUACAAGCGAAUUUGGGUUAUUUUUCUCCGCCGAACACCACCAGCGCAACGCUUCCCAAAGAAGCCAACCCUCUUAUAAAGCAAGAGCAGCCGUUGAUAACAGCUGGUAGUUUCGAAGGGAGUAUUACGCCGCCCGUAAACUACAGUCAAAGUCAGCAUUAUACCGAGGGAAAUGGAACGACGAACACAGCAAAACCGUUAUACUAUAGGAAACAUCUAGACUUGCAGUUAAUGUCAAAUGCAUAUGUGCAUCACCACCCGCAACAACAGUUCAUAUCAUCUCACCUUCAACAACAUGAGCAUCAACAGCUGCAACAGCACGUACACCCGCAUCCGCAGGUGCUGCAGCUAGGUGAAUUACGCGUGCACAACCUUCAACAAUCUCCGGCGCCGCAGUUAACAGCAAACCACUUUACACCUGCCUCUCCAGCACAACCGAUACCGAUGCCACAAUCGACACAGAUUUCCCCUUCGAUUGGGUCUCAAAAUCCUGGCUACAACUGUGGCACUUGCUCGAAAUCAUUUUCAACCAAGCUAAGGCUGUCUAAACAUCUCAAAACGCACAUUUCUGAUUACCCGGAUGCAGUAUUCAAAUGCCGCAUGUGUGAAAAAAAAUUUCGCACGAAAAGUACGCUCAUUUGUCACGAAAAAGUACAUGGCGAAAAUGGCAUCGACAAUCGGUUUUCGUGUGCCGAGUGCGGCAAGAUCUUCGGCACGGGCGAGAAGCUGCAGGUGCAUCGACGGUUGCAUACGGGGGAAAAACCCUACCAAUGCAAGGUAUGUAUGAAACACUUUAACCACCAAUCGAAUCUGAUCGUUCACGCUCGCAUACAUGAAAAGGUGAAAAAGGCACUGAAGUGUGAAAGGUGCAGCAAAGUAUUGGACAACGAGGAACGAUUGGUCAUUCAUAUGCGGCUGCACACGGGCGAAAAACCGUAUAAAUGCUCGUACUGCGAUAAACGUUUCAAUCACAAAAGCACAGUAAGCACACACGAAAAGGCGGCGCACAUUGCAGCCAAUUCGUUUCAGUGCAACCGGUGCCACAAGACAUUCAAUCAAAAGUGUCAGCUCCAAUACCACGAAAAGCUUCAGGAGGAACACAUGAUUGGCUGUGCGAUGUGCGAAAAAGUAUUUUGCUACAAGGCGAGCCAUAAGGAGCACAUGUUUAAAGUGCAUUUUCCGCGCCAAAAGAAAGAGCAGAAAACCAUGAGCGAACCAGUUAUAAACGGUGGGAAAGGUAGCGCCCCGGGAAGGAACAAGUACAAAUGCACAGUUUGCGAUCGAAGAUUCUACUAUGCGCGAGCACUGGAUGUGCAUAUGGGAGUGCACGAUUCAUCGUUAGACGUGAACGUGCUGUACUUUUCCUGCAACUAUUGUCCCGAAACAUUCAUCGACGACGAUCUGUUACGGAAGCAUGAGUCGGAGCAUAUUGCCAACUGCACCGCCAUUUUUCUGCCUAACAUUGGGCGGGGAGUGGACGAAGAAGAUGAAUCAGGGAUGAAUGGUCGGUGUGAGGAAAGAGAUUUUUUCUGUCCUUUGUGUUUCAAGCAGUUCGACGACCAGAAAACGUUAAGUGAUCAUCACAAGACUCAUCUCUGCUCAAAUGCAGAUUGCACCAAGUGUGGUCCGGCACUCCGAAAUGAGCUUAACUUUGCAAUCCGCACAUACGAUGGUGUGGAGGAUAAACGCGAAACGGUUUGCAACGUCUGCCAACGAGUGCUACCCACAUUCGAACAAUUCCAGAAUCACUUUCACUACCAUACAUCACGUGUCCCAUUCUAUUGUUACCACUGCCGGGUGGAAUUUAACGACAAACGGGAGUUAUACACACACGCUAAGGCGCAUCUACCACGUGUGUCGCAGUCCUACACGUGCAAAAUCUGUUCAAAAGUGUUCUCGACGAAAGGAAACUUUAAGCGACAUUUGAAAUCACAUGAAACUGUUCGUGCAUUUGCCUGUGACCGUUGCUUUAAGCAGUAUGACUAUAAAAGUGCACUAGAAGCACAUUUGAAACGAUCACAUGGUAUCGCGUUGUAGACCGGCAGACGUUUGGUAGAAGAUAUAUGCCUACAGUUUAAGCCAGUAGUCUCAAACUCAUAUUAGCAUGUGGGCCGCAGUGGAAAGUAACAGCCAGUCAGCGGGCCGCAGUGGAAAGCAACAGCUAGUCCACGGCCGCACCAUAUAGAGAAAAGGUUUUUUCAUUCAAUGUUACGCACUUUGAUUUGGUUUGGAUUUGAAAUAAGUCGUAUCGGUCACUUCUGUGCCGGCAGCUGAACCGACAAGAACCGAGGUUGUUGGCGCGGGGCCAACAACCCCACCCGUAAAAACGAACUGUUACGGAUAGCACAAGAGAUAUCAACAAUGUGGUGCACAGACUGACAGACUAGACUGCACAGUGGUUGUAGCGUCAAUGAAGAAAAAGAAGAAACCCGAGGGUGAACACUGUUCGCAAAUGCUUUGUUUACAAACAGAACAUAAUGUAAGUUUUUAUGCUGGAAGUUCUUUGCAAAAAAAAACUUAGUUCUUAGCAACAAAAUCUAAAAAAACAAAAAAAUAUUCAGAAAUCAACUUCCCUCUUCGAUUUCUAUUUUCUCAGACCAAAAACACGAAUAUAAAAACGUUUGACAUUUCGGUAUAAACUUUUUCAUAUUUUAAGUCUGCCACACGAAGCGCAAACGGCUUGACAUAAUAUUUUGCUUUUACGCUAGGUUUUACGUUUCGUGUGGCCCUAGCUUUAGAAUAAACAGAGUCGUGUAACCUACAUACAAAAAAAAAAUACAUUUCAUACAUGUAUGAAAGUUGUCGACUACAAAAACCGGACAGGAUUCUCUAAAGUAGUGUUUUAGGAAUAGUAAAGCAAUGAAAAACAAAACCUUUGUAAGAGCUUUUUAGUUUUCUUAUAAUAUCAUUAAAUUCCUACAAACCAUAUGUACAUUGUUUAAGUCCAUAAAUAGUAAUAAAUACCUUAUGGAAUGUAAUAAUACGUUUAAAUUGUGUAAUUUAUGUAUACAAAAUGCAAAGUUCGACUGUCCUUUUCGAACUGAAUGUGGUGCUAUCUAAAAUUCAGCUCUUGUUAUCGUUUUCAAAUGCAUGCAUGAUUUGCUCUAUGCUUUGACCACGCGUUUCGGGAAUAAAGAUCGCAUUGAACAGACCGGCCGAAAGGCACACGGCGCUAA